UCUUCAGUACAUGGCCCACUUUGAGCGCCGGGACCUGAAGGCCUUCUCCGUCGAGCCUCUGCUCAUCUACCCAACCCACUACACUGGAGAGCCGGGCUACAUCAGCGACACGGAGACCUCCACCAUCUGGGACGACGACGCCGUGGCCACAGACUGGGACCGGCAGCACGCCCGCAAGACGGCCCAGCAGGGGCGCAUCCAGCCCGUGGCYCAGAACAGCGUGACCGGAGACUCGCCUCCUCCUGCGGCUCGAGUGUCGCGAGAUGAACUCUGACCCGGAGACACGCAGGACACUCGGCAUCGACGUUGGCCAACGCUGCUUUAAGAACGGGGCUGUAAGAAAKCUAACGAGGAGCUGAAACUUUAUUUAUUCUCCACGUGUCUCCUAUGAGGACUUCACGGCCUGAGGACAGCUWACAUCAUUUACAAAAUGUGAAGAAAAGAAAAAGAUUCUCACAAYGAUGGACGUUCAUGUCACUUAAAGGAUUCUAAUGGUUUAAAGCAAACAGAUGUGUUUUCUAACAAACAGCUGUAGAAUUAAAAACAGUUUGUCGUGAAGCUGUGUAGUGCAGUGCACGAGGACAUAUUCAUGUGCUUACCAAGUGAGCGKGUGUGGGAGGAGACAGGGCUGACGUCAUUUUGUACCCAGGGGUGUCACUUCUUCAGAUGAGGUCAUGCAAAUARAAAACAAGUACACACACACAUACACACACUCACAAGCUCAAAACUCAAGACAUUUUGUUCCAAGCAGCAUGACAGAAACAGAUGCUUUGACAAUCCAAAGAUUCUGUUUUUUUGCAGAAAGAGGACAAAUUUUACAAACCAUCGAAAAAAAAAAUGUCUUUAGAAAACAAGUGGGCUGGUUCUGCUGAUUAGCAUUUCAGAGCAUAAAACAAAUAAGAUGCAGUUUAACGUAAAAAAAAAACUUUUUGGAUUCUUGAAGAUGUCUCAAUUUUAGCAAGUGCCUUUUUUGUUCAGUUCUGCUGCAGGUUGAAGCAAUAAAACUGCUUCUCAGUUUAUGUGUUUUCACUCAUUGCAGAUUAAACUGACAGAUGUUAGCCACCCUCAUAAAAAAUAGAUAAUUUGUUGUUUUGACAUGUUGGUGGAGCUCAUAGGACAAAACAUAAACAGAAAUCACAUCAGCUUUUUAUCUCUGUGAGACAAAAAUAUGCAUCAGUUUGUGUUUAUUAUUGUUGAACAAAUUAAGCUAACUGUUCCCGUGACCCGAUGAAGGAAUAUUAACUUCAUUAUAACAGACAAGUAAAACAGAAUCGUGCAAAGUUCUAGCUCCACUUCAGCUCAGUUUUACGCUUCCUGUUUGCUGAGGGAAAUAGGAAGUCAGGGAUUAGGAUCUGAGGAAGAAGAGUGAGUGAACYCUCCACAAAAUCCAGAAUGUGAACAGCAACAAAAAUAAAAAAUAAAAUAAAACAAAGAGUUGGUUUCUCAAAGGUGGUGGAUUUUACUGCACAUUUCUUGCACGGGUCAAUUGUAAAACAAAAACAAAAAAACUUCACUGUGGUUUCGUGACUUAUCAGAUCUUGUUUGACGCAAAACUUUUCGUUUGAAAAUCUCGAGUGAAACUGAACAGACUUUAUUCAAAAUAAAGUGUGAUGUUUUAGUGUUUUUUUUCCCCUGCCGGUGCUGUACUGAGAAGAGAAAUUUGCUGCCAUCCCUUGGUCAURUUGUGAAUUCUUACAAACUGCUGAUCAUUUGGAAAGUAUUUUUUAAAUAAAGUUCUUUACGCAGCUAA
Molecule: messenger RNA, 1750 nt
Organism: Austrofundulus limnaeus
Lineage: Eukaryota; Metazoa; Chordata; Actinopteri; Cyprinodontiformes; Rivulidae
Product: procollagen galactosyltransferase 2
Molecular function (GO): procollagen galactosyltransferase activity
Source: RefSeq, a predicted model, not a curated record